CCAGCAUCCAGGAUGUCCACACAGAGCACGUACCCGCUGGAGCCCGAGGCCUCGCAGCUGCAGCCGGAGACCCCAAAGGCCCCGGGCCACCAGCGGCGUCAUACGCUUCCCGCCAACGAGUUCCGCUGCCUCACCCCGGAGGAUGCUGCCAGCGUGUUUGAGAUUGAGCGUGAAGCCUUCAUCUCUGUCCUGGGCAUCUGCCCCUUGUAUCUGGAGGAGAUCAAGCACUUUCUGACCCUGUGUCCAGAGCUGUCCAUGGGCUGGUUCCAGGAGGGCCGCCUUGUGGCUUUCAUCAUCGGCUCGCUUUGGGACCAGGAGAGACUCACUCAGGAGUCGAUGACGCUGCACCGGCCCGGGGGCCACACCGCCCACCUACGCGCCCUGGCCGUGCACCACACUUUCCGGGGACAAGGCAAGGGCUCCAUCCUGAUGUGGCGGUUCCUGCACCACCUGGGGAGGCAGCCAGCAGUGCGCCGGGCCGUGCUCAUGUGUGAGGAUGCGCUGGUGCCCUUCUACCAGAAAUUCGGCUUCCGCCUCGUGGGCCCAUGCGCCAUCACCCUGGGCUCGCUCACCUUCAAUGAGCUGCAGCGCUCCAUGUGGGACCACGCCUCCCGGCGUAGGAACAGCGGCUCCUGA
Molecule: messenger RNA, 636 nt
Organism: Puma concolor (puma)
Lineage: Eukaryota; Metazoa; Chordata; Mammalia; Carnivora; Felidae
Source: RefSeq, a predicted model, not a curated record